Messenger RNA from Porites evermanni, 804 nucleotides. The record is from the annotation of a GenBank genome assembly. NCBI's taxonomy places the organism in Eukaryota, Metazoa, Cnidaria, Anthozoa, Scleractinia, Poritidae.
UGGUCACUGAGACAAACCUUAAAGUUAAACAACUUACUUAUUACCGACCUCUACAAUGGGGAUCACAUAGAUGACACGACUAAAAAAUGGCUUUGUCAAACACCACAUCCGCCCCAAAUUCCAGAAUUUUACACCCUCACUAAGAUACACAAGCCUUCCCCGGUCGGCAGACCGAUAGUAUCAGGGUGUGAUAGCCCAACGGAGAAAUUAUCAUCAUUUGUUGACGAACUCCUUCAGCCGAUAGCACAACAACAAAAGUCGUAUCUUAAAGAUACUACCGACUUCCUUAAUUUCAUAGAAAAUACGAAAGUCCCAGCGGACGUCAUACUUGUUUCAAUGGACAUUAUGAGCUUGUAUCCAAAUAUUCUGCAAGAGGAGCGAAUAGACACGGUAUGCAGAGCAUACGAAAUAUUCUGUAGAAACGAACCUCCUAUCCCUACACAACUACUAAAACGAGCGCUCAGGCUAAUUCUCCAAGAAAAUUCUUUCCAGUUUAAUGGAAAAAACUACCUUCAAACACAUGGUACGGCCAUGGGCACGAAAAUGGCAGUCGCCUUUUCUAAUAUAUUCAUGAACAAGGUAGAGACGGAAAUCCUUAGCCAAAGCCUUUUUAAACCGCUCGUUUGGAAACAUUACAUAGACGAAAUCUUCUCGCUCUGGACUACAAACAGAGACAGAAUAGAACAUUUCAUUGAACAAGCAAACAAUCAUCACCUUAUGAUCAAGUUUACGGCUGAAAUUUCCAAUAAGGAAACAACAUUCAUUGGACAAAGGGGAAAGAUUCGAAAGAGACGCAAUCCUUGA